AUGACUGGGCCUGAAUGUCGUACACCCCUGCAGCACGCAAAGACGCCUACAUCACCUAGAAAACCGUUUGAUUGCUGUAAUAAGAAUCCAACAUUGUCCUCACUUUCAAUUAGGCGGCUUUCAUCAUCAGAUGACGAAAGCAGUAACAUAACACUGGCACGUAAUAGUAUUCUCCCAUCGACAGCAACCGUAUCGCUUCAGAAUCCGCCAAAUCCUCCGAAACCACUUUCAUUGAGGCCUUUAAAAAGUCUUAAAGGGAAAACGAGCUUCGCAUCCGAGCUUCCUUCCUAUAUAAGCUAUGAUUUAUCUAUUGAUUCUCCACAAUCUUCCGUAUCACCGGCAAAUAGCACUGUCUCCUUAACCGACGAUGCAUCGUCUCCAACACCUUCUUCAUUAAAUUUCUCUGCAGAAUCUAGAUCUGGCAUUAAUGGAACGGAGUCAAGAAUUAAUAAACGGGUUCGUUCCAAUCUUGGUUUCGAUCCUGAGUCUCCAGAAUUUUAUGAAGUACCGAUAGGUCCAAAUUUAUCGUUGAGCAGUCCUCCUAUUGCUCAUUCAGUCAGCUUGGAGGAUGCAGUGCUAGAAAAUCGUCGUUUUGCUGCUGAUCGCAUUCGCAGCGCUUUAAAAAACACAUGUACAUGGCACCCUCAAACUAACUGUGUGGCCACCACCAGUGAUGGGGCAGAUGCCCUUAUUUGGAUAUUACCCGCACAGAAUGAAAACAAAGUUGAAAAUGAAAAUGUGAAUGAAUCAGUUCGGUUAGCGAAAUUCGCUAGCUUAUCAGAUACCUUUCGCAAACAAAACCGACGCGUUGCACUCGACCACUCGAAUGAUCCUGUUUUUCAAAUUGCUUGGAAUCCCAAUGGGACCAUUCUAGUUACAGGAUCGAAAAAAGGAGUCAUUCGAUUUUGGUCUACCGAAGGCAAAUUAAAUCCUGCAAUCCCGCCUGAAGCUGAAACCAUGGUAGAAACUCAUGCAAAUGAGGUUUUAGUUUUGAAAUUUAGUCCGUCAGGAAAGUACCUCGUUUCUGGAGGGAUGGACGGCAAAAUGUUGGUCUGGGAUAUGGACAGAUUAAGUCUGCGCCAGACUUUCACCUGCCAUUCAGAUCCGAUUUGCGAUGUUGACUGGAAAAUAAAUACAAAUAUUUUCGUUUCUUGCGCUUAUAAUGGAUUCAUCUUCAUUCAUCGAGCAGGGCAUGAUCAUCCACUGCGAACUGUUUCCGAUUAUCCCGUAAGACUAUGUUAUGUAUUUGCGCAAAAUUAUUAUUUUAAAUUUUAAAAUGCGAUUCAAUUUAGCGUUGGGUAAGAUCAGUCCGCUGGAAUCCUGGUUCAGAUGUAUUAGCAACUUUUUCUGUGGAUUCAUCGCUUCAAGUUUGGAAAGAUGCAUUAAAAAUUAGCUCUGAACCAAAGGAAUUGAAUGGUCAUUAUCGAUCGGUGAACGCCAUUUCAUGGCGUCCUGCUGUUUCCUCUGGACCAGGUGUUUCUUCAAUUAGGAGGGAUAGCUUGUGUAGCAAAUACCUGGCAAGUGGUUCUGAUGAUGGCACGGUUAUCGUGUGGCAUGCAACUUUAAAAACAAAAAUGGUUUUGAGCAGUAAGAAUAAAAGUAGCGUCAAGUGCCUCGCCUUCUCACCUAAUGGAAAACUUUUAGCUGCUGGCAGAGGUGAUGGUCAUGUAGAUUGCUGGUUUUCAAAGGGGAAGCUGUUUGGUUCCAUGAAACUCAACGGUGCAAUCUACACAAUAGAGUGGGACGCUACUGGCACGCAAUUGGCAGUUGCUGUCGGAGACUUUGGGGCUGAGUAUUUUGAAAUAAAAAAACUUAAAAAGGAUUAGUAACCACAGUAUGUGUAAAUGGAUAUCUUUCAAGUGAUGUUGUUCGUACUUAUAGUUUCCUAAAAGUUUGAUUUUGAUUGUUAAUUACUAUGAAUACAUUUUUAAACGUUUUU
This is a messenger RNA of Daphnia pulex (common water flea), 1939 nucleotides long. Its product is annotated as F-box-like/WD repeat-containing protein ebi. NCBI's taxonomy places the organism in Eukaryota, Metazoa, Arthropoda, Branchiopoda, Diplostraca, Daphniidae. Gene Ontology annotation, molecular function: protein binding; transcription corepressor activity. The transcript has 8 exons. Gene Ontology annotation, biological process: regulation of transcription by RNA polymerase II. Gene Ontology annotation, cellular component: histone deacetylase complex. The record is from RefSeq and is a predicted model, not a curated record. Bases 1 to 1275 code for a protein of 424 amino acids.